Molecule: messenger RNA, 953 nt
Organism: Coniophora puteana RWD-64-598 SS2
Lineage: Eukaryota; Fungi; Basidiomycota; Agaricomycetes; Boletales; Coniophoraceae
Exons: 2
Coding region: 90-881 (263 amino acids)
Source: RefSeq, a predicted model, not a curated record
AAAUUCGCCUAUUGCACCACUGGAGACCCGGGAGUUUCUGAAAGUCGUCAACAGAACGGAUACUAUUACCGAGACUUUCGUUAUCUCAUAUGAGCUUCAAUCCUCUACCGGAGGACUUUCUCGAAAGCAUCACUCCGUUAUCCGAUACGGAGACCUUCAUUCCCUGGCGCUCUCGUACUGAGCUCGCACUCUGUGCUUAUCACUUGUACACCUAUGUCUCCGAUGACCACGAGACCGAAGAUCGUCGAAGAAAAGCAGCGCUAAAGCCCGUCUUUGCCGAUCUGCAGAACCCAACACCUAAUGAAGCUUCAGCUAUGCAAGAGUGGUAUAUGAAGAAUGCCGAGACCGUUCUCCUUUUGUUACAGCGUCUUUCGCCUACAAUCGAGUGCGAGGUCAUGCAGAAGGCGAGGACCACGCCGGAAAAGCUACCCUCAGCGCGGGACAUCUGGCGGUACCUCGAGCAUAAAUUCGACCGCGUGGACUUCUUCGCAACAUCCCGGCUCCGCCGGGAGCUUCUCAAUCUUCGGAUGAAGAACUCUGCGGAUGCGGGACGAUAUAUAUUAGAGCAUGAGCGGCUCGUCACCGCCCUUUGCAUGAUGCCAGGAUACGUCAUGACGGAGAUAGACGUUGUUUCGUCACUGUUGGAUGGGCUUCCUGAUUACGAGGAAUGGCGCAUGCUAAAGGUUACCCUAUCUCUGUUUUACGAAGAACAGGCGAAGAAGGCUACCCUUCACCCAGUAGGAGAACGACGGGAGAGAAUGCUGGUUUAUAAUCUCACUCCCAGCGGCCCCGUUGAGGAAAUGUAUGGACGCAUUAGAGCCAUGGCCUCAGUCUAUCUUUCUAGUAGAGCGGAGAGGCGCAGAGAACGGCGUAGAAGUUGAAGCACAAGUUUUGGAAAUGUACGCUGUAAUGCUUUUAUACUACAUUGUGACGGUAUUCUACUACUCAGAAUG